Molecule: messenger RNA, 362 nt
Organism: Galendromus occidentalis (western predatory mite)
Lineage: Eukaryota; Metazoa; Arthropoda; Arachnida; Mesostigmata; Phytoseiidae
Gene: UQCR-Q
Product: Ubiquinol-cytochrome c reductase ubiquinone-binding protein
Exons: 3
Coding region: 61-312 (83 amino acids)
Biological process (GO): mitochondrial electron transport, ubiquinol to cytochrome c
Cellular component (GO): respiratory chain complex III
Source: RefSeq, a predicted model, not a curated record
ACCAGAUUUCGUCCAUCGUCCUUCAGAGCUCAGGACACUCGAGCGACGAAAAACUCCACCAUGGGGUUGUUCUUCGGAAAUCUCUUCAAGGGUAUCCGUGGGGUCGUGUACUACAGGGUGAGCCACUAUGAGCAGAACCCCUUCAAAGGGAUCAUUUCCCAAGGAGUCCCGAAUAUGGUCAGGAGGAUUAAUGAUCAAAUCUUUUACAUCCUUCCACCCGCCUUGUUCUACUACGCUCUGUACGACUGGGCGGUGAAAGAGAACAAGCGACUCUCACGGAAGAACCCAGCGGAUUACGAAAAUGAUGUUUAGGUUGGACGCAUGGAGCUCUAUUACCAAUAAAUAUUAGUACGAUCAGAAAG